Molecule: messenger RNA, 2773 nt
Organism: Schistosoma bovis
Lineage: Eukaryota; Metazoa; Platyhelminthes; Trematoda; Strigeidida; Schistosomatidae
Source: the annotation of a GenBank genome assembly
AUGUGCUGUGAGAAAUAUGUUCUACAGAAAUACAAUUAUACACAUAAGCCAUCAAUAUUCUCCAUGAUGAGUGGAUUACAGUCGAAUACUUUUGAUAAUAUCAUCCUUUUAUGUGAUUCAUACAAAGUGAGUCACUACUCUCAGUAUCCUGCUGGUACAGAAUUCAUUUACUCAUAUUUUGAAAGCCGUGGUGGGAGAUUUCCCAAUUCUGUAUUUUUUGGAUUGCAGUAUAUUUUGAAGAAAAAUUUAGUUGGUCAAGUAAUAACACAUGAAAAAAUUGAUGAGGCGAAAUCCAUUUUACUGAGCCAUUUCGGUAGAGAUAUUUUCAAUGAAGAAGGAUGGAGAUACAUUGUUAAUCACCAUAAAGGUUAUUUACCAAUUAUUAUUAAGGCAGUACCUGAAGGUACGUUGGUGCCUACAAAAAAUGUCUUAAUGACUGUUGAAAAUACUGAUCCAAAAUGUUACUGGCUUACUACGUAUCUUGAGACUAUAUUAGUACAGGUUUGGUAUCCGAUGGCUGUAGCAACAAAUUCACGAGCAAUGAAACAAAUUAUUGUUAAGUAUCUUCAUGAAACUGCAGAUGAAUUUUCUACUGAAUUUAGACUUCAUGACUUUGGAUUCCGAGGCGUCUCCUCCAUUGAAUCUGCUGCAAUUGGUGGCACUGCACAUUUAGUGAAUUUCAAAGGGACUGAUAGUUUGGUUGCCUUGUUAUUCGCCAGAAGGUAUUAUAAUUGCCCGACAGCUGGAUUCAGUAUACCGGCCACAGAACACAGUGCAAUGACUGUAUGGGGUGAAGAGAAUGAAACAAAUGCAUAUUCGAAUUUACUCAAUUUGUAUCCUGAUGGAACGUUUGCCUGUGUGUCCGAUAGUUAUGAUAUAUGGAAUGCAUGCAGUAAUAUAUGGGGUGAGGCACUACGUGAUAAGGUUAUAAAUCGUAAUGGUACAGUUGUUAUACGACCGGAUUCAGGUGAUCCAGUUGUAAUUAUGCCAAAAGUAUUAGAUAUUUUAGGCAGCAAGUUUGGUUAUAAAAUUAAUUCUAAAGGUUACAAAGUUCUACCAUCGUGUAUACGAGUUAUACAAGGUGAUGGUGUUUCAUUAGAAUCAUUAGAUCCUAUUCUGAAUAGUAUCAAGACAGCUGGUUGGAGUGCUGAAAAUGUUAGUUUCGGAAGUGGUGGUGCAUUAUUACAACGUUUAAAUCGUGAUACACAGAAAUGUGCUUUCAAAUCAAGUUUUGCUAUAGUUAAUGGUCAUAAGAUUCAAGUAUCCAAACAUCCAAUUACUGAUCCACAAAAAAAUUCGAAAAAAGGUCGUUUAACAUUAGAAAAAUGUCCAAUAACUGGAAUACUUAUGACGGUAGAAGAAGGUUGUGGUAGUCCAUAUAAUGAUUUACUUAUCCCAGUUUAUGAAAAUGGAGUUUUAUUAAAAGAUUAUACACUGGAUGAAAUACGUGAACGAAUUGAAAAGUAUCCACUUGAAGAUUGACAUAUAUUUGUUUGUUUGUUUUCUUUUUUUUUUUAAAUUAAUAUCUCUUAGUAUUCAUUAUUGUUAUUCUUCUGAUUAUUGAUUACUUAUCAAUGAUUACGUAACAAAUUUAAAAUGAAUAGCAAUAUGAUUACUUUACUGCCCAGGUAUUUUCCCUUUUACUAAUCAAUUUGCACCAUUUCCCGGUACAGUUUUACCCCUUUCUAUUUCCUUUUUUUUUUGUAAACAUAUGUAUGUAUGUAUGUAUGUAUGUAUGUAUGUAUGUGUGUGUGUGUGUGUGUAGAUGAGUAAAUCAAGAUAUUAUUAUUUUCUUGUUGAAACUAUUACAGAAUAUGUAUACAUACAAAUAUUCCAUUUGUAAUUGUUCUUUAAGUGAUUUCUUAUAAAUAAUCAAGUGAAAUACUACUAAAUAUUAUCAUAAUAUCAGAAUUGUUUUAUGGAUACUAAUGGUUGAGAUCAUGAGACAUUUGAAGCUGGAAGCUUUCAGGUUUUCCCUGGUGGUCUAGCUUCAAUUGACACAUGAUUUCAACUAUUGAAAGUAUUAUAUAAUCAUUUCAUAAAGCACUUCAUUUUGUGCAUAUUCACAUAUAUAUAUGAUUAGAAAUAGAGUUUUUUUUAUAAUAUGAAAUAUCAUCUUAUUUAUUAGAUGAUAUUAAAUAAGUAGUAUAUAAUAGAUUUGAAUAAAAUUAUUCUUAUUAGUUGUUAACUCUCGAAAUGAAAUGUAACAAGUCUUUAAUGUUUGUCUUUUUCUUUAUUGCUUAUCAUCUUGAUUACCUAAUGAAAGUGUAUUCCUAAUAAACAUUGAAACGAUAGAGUUUUCUUUUGUUUUCUUUUUGCUCAAUGAUUGAAAUCUUCUUGGAGUAUGAUUUAUUAUAUGGAGUUCCCAUUUUUGUUUUUUUUUGUUUUUGUUGUUUUUCUAAUAGAAAAUUUGUUAUUUGUAUACUUGAUCCUUGUAUUUAAUAUUUCAUAUUUGCUAAUUAGUCUCCCCCUACCACCCUCCCUCCCUACGCGUCAACACACAUACAUAUGUAUAUAUGCAUAAAAUAAUAGUAAAGUGAUGUAUAAAUGAAGGGGGAGGGGGAGGAAGAGGGGAAGGAGGCUAAUUUCCUUCUUCUUCUUCUUCUGGUUUGUAUUCUGUUUGUUUGUUUGUUUUUUCUAGAAAAAAAUUUCUUUAUUUUUUGAUGAACAGAGUAUGAAAACGAGAAAAUAAAAUAAAAUGAUUGUAAACAAGUUAUAUUUAUUUGUUUCUUUUCUUUUUUUCGAAAUUAAAUAAACUUCAUUAUUAGUGUUU